AUGAAGAAAACUACAUUCUUCACAUUUUUUGCAGUAUUAAGUGCACUGUUAAUAUCUAUUCCUAUUGCAAUAGUACUCGCCGAUGAAAAACCAGAUUUAGGCACAGUUAUUGGUAUCGAUUUGGGUACAACUUAUUCAUGUGUCGGUGUACAAGAAAACGGACGAGUCGAAAUUUUGGCCAAUGACCAAGGUAACCGUAUAACUCCUUCCUAUGUCGCAUUUACCGACGACGAACGUCUGGUAGGAGAUGCCGCAAAAAAUCAAGCCGCAAAUAAUCCAGAAAAUACAAUUUUUGAUGCCAAACGAUUGAUCGGUCGUCGAUUUUCUGAUAAAGAAGUUCAGAAUGACAUGAAACAUUUUCCAUUUAAAGUCAUUGAUAAAGAUGGUAAACCUGCCAUUCAAGUUCUAGUGAAAGGAGAAGCAAAGAUAUUUACCCCCGAAGAAAUUUCCGCCAUGGUUCUUGGUAAAAUGAAAGAGAUCGCGGAAUCUUAUUUAGGAAAAAAAGUCACUCACGCUGUUGUAACAGUUCCAGCUUACUUUAAUGACGCUCAACGUCAAGCGACAAAGGAUGCCGGGGUUAUCGCUGGUCUUAAUGUACUUCGUAUUGUAAACGAACCAACAGCUGCCGCAAUUGCGUAUGGCCUUGAUAGAACUGAUGGUGAACGACAAAUUCUUGUAUAUGAUCUUGGUGGUGGUACCUUUGAUGUUUCUUUACUUUCCAUCGAUGAUGGAGUCUUUGAAGUACUUGCAACUGCAGGUGAUACUCACUUGGGUGGUGAAGAUUUCGACAAUCGUGUCAUCGAUCAUUUCCUUAAAUUAUAUAAGAAGAAGAACAAGGUUGACGCCUCCAAAGACUUAAAAGCCGUGGGUAAACUUAAGCGCGAAGUUGAAAAGGCCAAGCGUACAUUGUCAUCACAAAUGUCUACUCGUAUUGAUAUUGAAUCAUUCUUUGAUGGAAAAGAUUUUUCAGAAACCUUGACACGUGCAAAAUUUGAAGAACUUAAUAAUGAUUUAUUCCGAAAAACCUUAAAACCUGUUGAACAAGUUUUAAAAGAUGCCAAUGUUAAUAAAGGAGAAGUACAUGAUAUUGUUCUUGUUGGUGGUUCCACUCGUAUCCCCAAAGUAGUACAACUUCUUGAAGAUUUCUUCAAUGGUAAAAAGGCAUCAAAGAAUAUUAAUCCCGAUGAAGCAGUUGCUUAUGGUGCAGCUGUUCAAGCUGGUAUUCUUUCCGGUAAUGAUAAAAACCUUAAUGAAAUUCUGUUGGUCGAUGUUUGCCCUCUUACUCUUGGUAUAGAAACAACUGGAGGAGUUAUGACCAAAUUGAUUUCUCGUAAUACUGUUAUACCAACAAAGAAAUCACAAAUUUUCUCCACUGCAGCUGAUAAUCAGCCUACAGUAUUGAUUCAAGUAUAUGAAGGUGAAAGAUCUUUGACAAAAGAUAACAAUUUACUUGGAAAGUUUGAAUUAACAGGAAUUCCUCCAGCACCACGUGGAGUACCUCAAAUCGAAGUUACAUUUGAAAUUGAUGCAAAUGGUAUUAUGAAAGUGUCUGCAUCAGAUAAAGGUACAGGUAAAUCUGAGUCAAUCACCAUCACUAAUGAUAAAGGACGUCUCUCGAAAGAAGAAAUUGAUCGUAUGGUUGAAGAAGCAGAAAAAUUCGCUGAAGAAGAUAAGAUUCAAAAAGAACGUAUUGAAGCAAAAAAUAAUCUUGAAAACUAUAUUUACACAAUUAAAAAUCAAAUUACGGAUGAUGGUGAACUUGGCAAAAAACUUAGUGAUGAAGACAAAACAACAAUCAAAGAAGCAAUUAAGAAAUCUUUGGAUUGGUUUGAUGAAUAUUCAAAUACAGCUACAAAAGAAGAUUUUGAUGAGAAAAAGGAAGAAUUACAAGCAAUUGUUAAUCCAAUUACGUCCAAGUUAUAUGGAGAACCUCCACCACCAUCAGAUAAGUCAGAGGAGCCAGCACCUCAUGACGAAUUGUAA
This is a messenger RNA of Diversispora eburnea, 1983 nucleotides long. NCBI's taxonomy places the organism in Eukaryota, Fungi, Glomeromycota, Glomeromycetes, Diversisporales, Diversisporaceae. The record is from the annotation of a GenBank genome assembly.